AUGGACAUCAGGGUGACGUCUGAUUCCGUUCCUCGGGCGCAGGUGGUGAACAGCGGCGGCACGGCCGUCAUCAACUGCUCGUGGGCGGGCUGGCCGGCACCGCGCCUGGAGUGGCUGCACAACGGCGCGCCCGUGGGCGCGGGCGUGGGCGGCGGGCGCGUGCGCGUGCAGGGCGGCGGCGAGCAGCUGCUCAUCGCGUCCGUGCAGCGCGCCGACCGCGGCGUGUACCAGUGCGUGGCGCGCAGCGACCGGGACUCCGCGCAGGCCAGCGCCGAGUUGCGGUUGGGAGACACGGCGCCCGAGCUGCAGUACACGUUCAUCGAGCAGGUGCUGCGGCCGGGGCAGGUCGUCACGCUCAAGUGCUCGGCCGCCGGCGCGCCGCCGCCGCACUUCGCCUGGCUGCUGGACGGCCAGCCGCUCAACACCCUGGCUAGGGGGCACAGAUACAGCAUAGAGCAGUUUGCGAUGAAGAGCAACGAAGUGGUGAGCUACCUCAACAUCACGGCGGUGCGCUCGGAGGACGGCGGGCUCUACACCUGCAGGGCGGCCAACUCGCUGGGGGAGAUCGCGCACACCUCCCGCCUCAACAUCUAUGGCCCGCCCUACGUGCGCUCCAUCGGCCCCAUCAGGGCGGUGGCCGGCCGCGAGCUGGUGCUGUACUGCCCCUACUCCGGCUACCCCAUCAGUUCCGUGCGCUGGGAGCGCGACGGUAGCCAACUAGAGUGGGAGGGCAGCGCGAGUGGCGAGGGCGCGCUGAGGAUAGCUCGCGUGGAGGCGGCCAGCGCCGGCGCCUACACUUGCAGCGCUGUCGGCCCGCACGGAGAGAUAGCGCGCCGCGAGCUGCAGCUCAUAGUCAGCACUCGCGUGGAGGCGGCCAGCGCCGGCGCCUACACGUGCAGCGCCGUCGGCCCGCACGGAGAGAUAGCGCGCCGCGAGCUGCAGCUCAUAGUCAGCAACCCUCCAGAAAUUGAGCCGUUCUCGUUCUCGGCGAACUUGCAAGAGGGCAAGCGGGCGCAGGUGAGCUGCAGCGUGGCCUCGGGCGACAUGCCCGUGCGGUUCGCGUGGCUCAAGGACAACGCGCCCAUCGCUGCGGACCUGCAGGUGGAAGAGCGCGCCGCGGAAUUUUUCAGCAACCUCGUAUUCAAAGAGGUGUCCGCGCGCCACAGCGGGCGUUACACCUGCGUGGCGUCUAACAACGCCGCCAAAGUUAACUAUACCGCCGAGCUGGUGGUCAAAGGCCAUCAAAUAGCUGUUGCAUAA
Molecule: messenger RNA, 1260 nt
Organism: Bicyclus anynana (squinting bush brown)
Lineage: Eukaryota; Metazoa; Arthropoda; Insecta; Lepidoptera; Nymphalidae
Product: cell adhesion molecule Dscam2-like
Exons: 9
Coding region: 1-1260 (419 amino acids)
Biological process (GO): axon guidance; dendrite self-avoidance; homophilic cell-cell adhesion
Cellular component (GO): plasma membrane; axon
Molecular function (GO): cell-cell adhesion mediator activity
Source: RefSeq, a predicted model, not a curated record